This is a messenger RNA of Papaver somniferum (opium poppy), 825 nucleotides long. RefSeq lists its product as uncharacterized. NCBI's taxonomy places the organism in Eukaryota, Viridiplantae, Streptophyta, Magnoliopsida, Ranunculales, Papaveraceae. The coding region runs from base 1 to 774 and encodes 257 amino acids. The transcript has 3 exons. The record is from RefSeq and is a predicted model, not a curated record.
AUGCUUAUCCUUUCACUUUCAAACUGCAAACAAACAAGUAUCUAUCCCAAGGAAAUUGCACAUCCGCUAUCAACUAUCCUCAGAGAACAAGACCCACAAGCUCAACCUUUUGCCGAGAAAGUUUACUAUGGAGGUAGUGCAACAAUUUCUGUAACAAAUUCAAAAGUUGAUCCGGACAAGUUUAACACUGCUCAAAUCAGGAUACAGAAUGGCCCUAAAGAAGAAUUAAAUAGUAUAGAGUUUGGAUGGACUGCCGACGGAUUUAAAGAAACUGGAUGCUAUAAUAUGCUUUGCCCAGGAUUUGUGCAAGUCCACCCCAAGUACUCUUUCGGGGAAAUUAUUGGAGCUGGUACCUAUGGAGGGAUCCAACGUGUGUUUGAUUUUUCAGUGCAUAGGGACCCAGUAAGUGGCAACUGGUGGUUCAUCAAUGGUGUAAACAAUGCAAAGAUAGGAUACUGGCCAAAAGAUAUCUUUACUCGUUUAGCAGAAAAUGCAUCUGUUAUUGGAUAUGGAGGUGUUGCAGGAGACGAUAUUGGUGAACCCACUCGGCCAAUGGGAUAUGGGCAUUUGCCAGAUUUUAAUUCUAAAUAUACAUGUUAUAUGUUCAACAUGAAAGUCGCUAACAAUCGUGGUAACUAUUUGAACUUUGAUACAUCAAAGGUGCGACUGGAUCACGAUGCAAAAACUAGUUCUUAUGAUCUUAUUUUUGUUGGUAAAGAAAUUUUACGUGGAAUAAUGAUGUUUUUCGGAGGACCUGGUGGUGAUUGUCCGUAAUUAUGAACAGUUGUAAUCGAGUGUGGUAAUUUUUAAUAAAAGGGUUGUUAU